AUGGACGCCAUGAGCGAUGACGAGGAUGAAGAGGACGAAGAGGAUGGAGAGGAACAAACUGAGAAAAGAGAAGAUGAGGAAAAGGCAGACGACAAGAAGUAUGAAAUCACAAGGGCUAUGGUGGCUAAGUGGAACAAGCAAUUGAAGACGCCAACAAUCAAGUUGGUUCAAAAUGUCAUUUCUGCUUUUAAGGCUGCUGUAUAUAUCAACUCUGCCGACGAGAACAAUACGCGUUUUGUCAUCAAUGAUCCUUCUGUCUUCUCUGAGUUGAUGUUUGUUUGCUUGAAGCGUGUGCCUGAGGCUGUGAAAAUCUUGGCGCCUUACAAAGUUAACCUGAAGGGCAUUAGAAUUGUGGAUUCGAAAAACCCAAAUACUACCCGUGUUGGCAGUUUGAUGAAAAGUCAGGGUGGUGCCUUCAUUACUCUUUUGAACGAUAUUACGAACACAGAAACAGCGGCAUUGGUUUUGACGUCAUUACAAGAAGUCUUGCCUUUCUACAUUUCCCAAAGGAAAAUCAUAAAGCAGAUUUUAAACGCUGUGGUUGAAUGUUGGGCAACGACUACGGAUGUCGAAACACAGGUUGCAACUUAUGCGUUUUUGAACAAUGCUGCCAGAGAAUUUCCCAAAUCAACCUUGGAUAUCAUAUUGAAGUCUACCUACUCGUCAUUCUUGCGGAAUUGUCGUAAGACCAACGUUCACACUAUGGACUUGAUCAACUUUUCCAAGAACUCUGCAGUUGAGUUGUUUGGUAUCGACGAGCAAUUGUCUUACCAAGUUGGCUUUGAGUACAUCCGGCAAUUGGCCAUCCACUUGCGUAACACCAUCACUAACACCACUAAUUCAUCUGAGGCUCAGAAAGAUGCUUACAAAGCAAUCUAUAACUGGCAAUUUUGUCACUCGUUGGACUUCUGGUCAAGAGUAUUAUCCCACUUUUGCAAUCCUGAACUUGAGUUGGUGAGUCACAAAAACCAAGAGUCUCCAUUGAGAUCGUUAAUUUAUCCUUUGGUGCAAGUCACUUUGGGUACUAUUAGAUUGAUCCCAACUGCUCAGUUCUUUCCAUUGCGUUUCUAUUUGAUCCGCUCUUUGAUUCGUUUGUCUCAAGGCACUGGUGUUUACAUCCCAAUUUACCCUCUCAUUUCUGAAAUUUUAUCAUCCACUGCAUUUUCGAAACCAGGAAAGCCUACUAAAUUGCAAGCGCUUGAUUUUGAUUUUAUUAUCAAGGCCAGCCAACAAUAUUUAGGUACCAAAGUAUACCAAGAUGGCUUAUUUGAACAGUUCCUCGAAUUGACAAGCGAAUUUUUUGUGUUGUACUGCAAGAAUAUCGCAUUCCCUGAACUCGUUACACCUGCAAUUUUGUCACUCAGACGCUUUAUUAAAAAGUCUAAGAACUUGAAAUUCAAUAAGCAGUUGCAGCAGCUCAUUGACAAAUUGAAUGCUAACGCCACAUUCAUUACCACCCGGAGAGCAAAUGUGGAAUAUGGACCUUCUAACAAGGCUGAGGUACAAUUAUUCUUGAAGGAUGAAGCUUGGGAUUCAACUCCAUUGGGCCAGUAUGUUGUGGUGCAUAGAAAGGUCAGAGAGGAAAGAAUGAGACUCUUGAAAGAGGCUAUUUUAGAGGAAGAAAACGCUAAGAACAACGCCAAUGAUGGCAUGGACUUGGAGGAUGCUAUUGAAAGCGGAGAUGAGAGUGAAGAAGGCAGUGAUGAUGAAGUUGAUGGAGAUGAUGAUGAUGAAGAAUAG
Messenger RNA from Clavispora lusitaniae ATCC 42720, 1740 nucleotides. RefSeq names its product mRNA-binding ribosome synthesis protein (gene NOC2). The record is from RefSeq and is a predicted model, not a curated record. NCBI's taxonomy places the organism in Eukaryota, Fungi, Ascomycota, Pichiomycetes, Serinales, Metschnikowiaceae. Gene Ontology annotation, biological process: ribosomal large subunit biogenesis. Gene Ontology annotation, cellular component: nucleoplasm; Noc2p-Noc3p complex; nucleolus.